GGGAGGGGAGACCGCUGAGGGCGGCGCAGGACCAGCUCUGGGCCAGGGGGUCCAAAGUGCUCACCCCCGGCACAGCCGGACGUUUGGGGGCCUUCUUUCAGCAGGGGACAGCCUGACUGGGGACGAUGGCACCUCUCCACCACAUCUUGGUUCUCUGUGUGGGUUUCCUCACCAUGGCCACCGCAGAAGCGCCACAGGAACACGACCCGUUCACCUACGACUACCAAUCCCUGCGGAUCGGAGGCCUCAUCAUCGCCGGGAUCCUCUUCAUCCUCGGUAUCCUCAUCGUCCUGAGCAGAAGGUGCCGGUGCAAAUUCAACCAGCAGCAGAGGACUGGGGAACCUGAUGAAGAGGAGGGAACUUUCCGCAGCUCCAUCCGCCGUCUGUCCACCCGCAGGCGGUAGAGACACCUGGCGCGAUGGAACCCAGCCAGGUCCUGCAGCUCGGGCUAGGCUGGGGGGCGGGGGGAGGAGAAGGGGGCGAAGGGUGGGCUGGGAUGGCCGGGGGGCUCUCUUGCCUCUCACCUUUGUCACCCCCACAGGAUUCCCCUGGCGCCUGAUGCCUCCCACCCACCACCUGUGCGCCCACCGCCACCUGGACUGCCCUCUUCCCCAGCCCUGCCCCCGCAGGCUCCUCUCUGCCGCCCAGACUUCAAUAAAACGUGCUUUUCUCUCUUGA
Canis lupus familiaris (dog) is the source of this 678-nucleotide messenger RNA. RefSeq names its product FXYD domain containing ion transport regulator 1 (gene FXYD1). Gene Ontology annotation, biological process: monoatomic ion transport; regulation of sodium ion transmembrane transporter activity. Gene Ontology annotation, molecular function: sodium channel regulator activity. Gene Ontology annotation, cellular component: membrane. NCBI's taxonomy places the organism in Eukaryota, Metazoa, Chordata, Mammalia, Carnivora, Canidae. The record is from RefSeq and is marked validated.